GCGGUGUGCGAGACUCUGAAUGUUGUGAUAAUAAUACGUGCGCUAGCUGCAACCAAUCGCGUCAAACGACGCGUUUCCUUGGUCCACUGUACAACUCACGGUUGUCCCGACUUUUCUUGUCUAAUUCCUUUUUUUACUAAUCAAAUCACACGAUACGAUCAGAUCGGUUCAUACAAGUAUCAGUGCCGUACUGUAUGUGUAUAUAUGCAAAGUAAACUUGGAAGACACACACAAGAUUCAGAAAAUCAAGGAGCCAUGUACGCGACCAAGCCGCUCUCUCUCUUCAUGAGCCAGCCGGAGGCGGCUUCCCGGCCGCCGCCGGACGGCCGGAACUCAGGCUACCUCGUCGUCAAGGGCGACGAGAACGGCGACGACGACGAGACGUGCUGCUGGGGGCAGUGCGGCGGGACGCGCGUGCGCGACCUCCCGUUCCCGCAGGACCGCGUGCUCACGCUCCGCUACACGGAGCACCACGGGCAGAGCAGCACCACCUACACCGACUCCGUCGUCUUCGUGCCCGUCCCCGACCAGCCCGUCGCCUCCAACCGCUACUACGCCGUCGUCGCCUCGGGCAAGCGCAAGGGGCUGGUCCGGACCUGCUCCCGCGAGGAGGACAUGACCCCGUGCUGCUUCUGCCGCUGCAUCAACGACGUCAAGCCGCAGCCGUUCGACCCGGCCGACCUCUACCAGCAGAUCGAGAUCGUCCAGCGCCGCCGGGGGCGGUUCACGGCCAAGGCCGUCGCUGCCGACGGCUUCCCGAACUACCUCUACCGCAAGAAGUACUGGCGCGUGUACGCCUCCAAGCCUACCAAGAACCGCCUCGACCUCGGCGACGCGCCGGGCCUCAACGUGGCUCUCCGGUCGCGCCAGCUCGCCGACGCCUCCCCCGCGGCGACGGCGGUGUCGACGGCUGUCGGGAAAUGGUACUGCCCGUUCUAUCUCGUCAAAGAAGACGGCGUGUCCCCGUCGGAGCAGAUGGACCGCGCCGCCUUCUACGAGGUGGCGCUCGAGCAGCGCUGGGAGCCGGCCGACGACACCCGCGGCGGCUCUAAGCUGUACAGCAGUAAGGUGCUCAUCGGCGGGAGCCUGGAGGCGAGGCAGGAGGUGUCCAGCGGCGCCCCGCGGCACGGCGACGGGUACGUGUGGUUCAGAGCCGCGGCCGGGCAGAGCGUGGGGGUGUGCGCGAGCGUGUGGGAGAGGAUGCGGUGGGAGGAGUACAGGGGCGGGUGGGUCGACGAGGAGGAGGAGGCCGACAAGGUGGCCGGACGGUCGGUGCUGGUGGAGAGGUUCGUCGUCAAGAGGAUGGACAGGACCGUCGUGGUGGCCUUUGACUUUAUGCAUCUCAACAAGGUCAGAGGGAAGCAGGCGUGAGGCAUCACUGCACACUGUACACCCAUCGCAGAAUCUUCAGAUAGUAUUGUGUCACAAUUCCAAAAAAAAGUUAGUAUUGUGUCAUACCUUGUAAAUAAAAUUUGUCAGAUGAUGAAGGAAAUUGUCAGAUAAUAUUAUUUGUAUUUGUAUGUAAAUUAAGAUUUUUGUACCUAUUUAUUGUACAACAUAAUUUGAGCAAUGCUUCACCAACUCCACGACUGAUUGUGGUAUGAGAUGUUGCA
Molecule: messenger RNA, 1613 nt
Organism: Hordeum vulgare subsp. vulgare (domesticated barley)
Lineage: Eukaryota; Viridiplantae; Streptophyta; Magnoliopsida; Poales; Poaceae
Exons: 1
Coding region: 205-1371 (388 amino acids)
Source: RefSeq, a predicted model, not a curated record